This is a messenger RNA of Williopsis jadinii, 656 nucleotides long. RefSeq lists its product as uncharacterized. The record is from RefSeq and is a predicted model, not a curated record. Bases 154 to 615 code for a protein of 153 amino acids. Lineage: Eukaryota; Fungi; Ascomycota; Saccharomycetes; Phaffomycetales; Wickerhamomycetaceae. The transcript is spliced from 2 exons.
UGUAAUGUGAUAGAAGAAAGAAGAGCCAAUAGUUUCCAUGAAUGUUGUAUACGCUUCAACUGCUCAUGAUCUUGCCUGUUGUGGUUGUUGAGAGUCUCAACGAUUCUCUCUGUACGUGGGUUCUGUUUGUCCUGGGUAUGUUGGCCAGCAGCUAUGUUCACCAAUUCCAUUCCUAGAAAUCUCACCAAGACCUGUUGUGGCCUCUAUAUCCUCCUCAGCAGUGAUAUAUUUGACAGUUCACCCUUCUUAUCUGUCUUUAAAUGGCAGUAUGCUAUUACUUUUGUUGGCUGGUUAUCGUUGGUUGGUUGCCGUUGGCCGUAUUCAAAUGUCUGUCUGCAGUCUUGUAUAACACUGAAUAAGAGAAAAGCCGGUGGUCAUUGCACAUGGACCAGAUCCGUGUAUUGUCCUUUGCAAUGCAUUCUCUCCUAUAGACUACACAUUGUCGUCCUUCCGAUAAGUUCUUGCGUUACGCCAAGAGCAUUUGAGGAUUCCAAUGCUUGCCUUAUAAAUGGCUUUCUCGGUGCCACGAGCCAAUGGACCUUCAUCCAUACCGAGACUACUCAAAAGAGUAGUCUCCACAGACAUUCUAGGGCAGGUAUCAGACUCCAUCUCUGAAUCGGAUUUUGAUGCACAGUCUAUCACUCCCUACAGAUCAC